ACGUCUCAUAAACAGAAAAAUGGAAGAGGACAUAUUAUGCGAAUGUUGGAUUUUUGUAUAAUAUUCUUCUCUUAUUUUAAGAUAAGAACCGCAGUAGAAUUAAUAAUUUGCAGGACCAAGUGCACCGUAAUCAUAUGGGCAAUGUGAAGAGGCCCUAAGCAAGGUUGUAGUGUUCCUGGCCGCUUGUAGAAAAAAGACAGUUUGGAAGAAGCGCCAGAGAUUUUAUGGACAAAGAUUGACUUUUGCGAGGUAAAACGCUAGAGUUCUUGUGCAAUUUUUUUCCAAUCUAGCCGCUCGAAAUGUGGCCGAUGAAGCUGGACAUGACCCGGGACGAGUGCCGCGGUGUCCUGCGUCGGCUCGAAUUGGAAUCGUACUCGAAUGUUGUAAGUACGUUUCGUGCGCAGGGAGCGCUGAGCAAGGAAAAAGCGCGAAUUUUGGAGGAGCUCCGGAAACUAUUGCACAUAUCCCAGGAUAGACACAAGGCGGAAGCCCGUCGGGUGGCCAAUGAUGAGCAGUUGACAACGGUGGCCGAUACAUAUAACGUCGAAGUUUGCACCGUUUUUUUGAGAUCGGUGGAGGAUUCAGGAGGACGGAGAGUUGGCUGA
Messenger RNA from Topomyia yanbarensis, 605 nucleotides. RefSeq names its product BRCA2-interacting transcriptional repressor EMSY-like. Gene Ontology annotation, cellular component: nucleoplasm. NCBI's taxonomy places the organism in Eukaryota, Metazoa, Arthropoda, Insecta, Diptera, Culicidae. Bases 300 to 605 code for a protein of 101 amino acids. Gene Ontology annotation, biological process: regulation of DNA-templated transcription. The record is from RefSeq and is a predicted model, not a curated record. The transcript is spliced from 3 exons.